Torulaspora globosa is the source of this 1488-nucleotide messenger RNA. It is a transcript of the gene STP1, whose product is annotated as Stp1p. The transcript has a single exon. Lineage: Eukaryota; Fungi; Ascomycota; Saccharomycetes; Saccharomycetales; Saccharomycetaceae. Gene Ontology annotation, molecular function: RNA polymerase II cis-regulatory region sequence-specific DNA binding; DNA-binding transcription factor activity, RNA polymerase II-specific. Gene Ontology annotation, cellular component: nucleus. The record is from RefSeq and is a predicted model, not a curated record. Bases 1 to 1488 code for a protein of 495 amino acids. Gene Ontology annotation, biological process: regulation of transcription by RNA polymerase II.
AUGCCCAGCAUUUCGUUCUUAAGUUUUGGAAGCAUUUCGGUAAAGGAUUUUACUGCUCGUAUCGUUCAGUUAUUCAAGCAAGUGGUGGAGUCGGUUGUUGUAAGCGAGCCAGUGAGUUUAGGAGACGAAAAUGAUGUGGAAGACGUUAAAAAAGUGAGUCUGUUCCCCGAAAAGCAUAAUUUGGAUACGUCAGUUUUUACAAAUUCUUCGGUUAUACCAUGUUCGUUGGAUAUCACGGGUUCCGAGAACCCAAUGACGGUGUCAGUGGGUAGCGAUGGGAAAGUGAGCUGCAAGCUUGCCGAGGACAUGACAGGGUCAAGUGCGGUGGUUCCUAUAACACCGGAGAGUAACAAAGCAAAGACUCCGACAAGUGAUGCGACUUCCGGGAGUGAGGUUGAAGAAGAGAAGGAGAUCUUUGUUUGUCACUACUGUGACGCAAAAUUCAGAAUUAGAGGUUACUUGACCCGUCACAUCAAGAAGCACGCGAUUCAAAAAGCAUAUCACUGUCCCUUCUUCAAUGCAUCAGCUCCGUCGGAGCUACGUUGUCAUAAUUCCGGUGGCUUUAGUCGUAGAGACACAUACAAGACGCAUUUGAGAGCCAGACACUUUGUUUAUCCAAAGGGCGUGAAACCACAGAAUCGCAGCAAGUCCUCGGGCCAUUGCAGUCAGUGCGGCCAGUUUUUCGAGAAUACUGACAAAUGGGUCGAGCAACAUAUUGAAAACGGGGAAUGCAAGGGCCUGCCAGACGGCUAUUUCAAGAACAUCAAGAGUGAGAGGAAGUCGGGGAAGUUGAGGAUGAUCAAAGUAUCCACGGGCCAUUCUCGUUUUAUCUCCACGGCCCAGAGCGUUGUAGAACCCAAAGUGUUGUUGAACAAAGACGCGUUAGAGGCAAUGGCAAUAGUCGCUCAGGACACCAACAGAAGCGAUCUUUUAUCGAAAUACGGUAAUAACAAGAUAAUGAUGAGCUCGACAAACUUUUCUGGUGUAAAGUCGAAGAGACGAGCGAGGGACAAGAGUCCUCCACAACUGAGAAAAGAGAACGAGGAUGAUUCUUCACAACGUCCAGCGCAAGACUUUACUCCAUUAGAGUCUACAGUAUCGGAUUUCAUGGAUGAUGAAACCGCCCUCAACGAAAUUUCCUCUUCGAUAAAGUUGUCGCCUCAUGACCAUCAUGCCCUAGAACCAAUACCCUCAGCAUCAUCUCAAUCCUCCCACGAAGAUCAAAUUUUGGCCACUAAAGGCAUCCAGCCCGUUAUUUUCAAUGAUCCCUUCAGCAUCCCACUAGACAUGGAACAAUGCUCUCUCGCUAACGGCACAUGUAUAGCAGAUUUUUCGAACAGCAGAAGGGACACGAAACAAGAAGUUCCAUCCCCUAUAAACAAUCUAUUGGAAGCAGAAAUGGAUGCAGUUUUCCUGGGUCAAAAAAUGCUCAGGGACAACGAACAAUUUACGAAUUUCUACAAUUGCGCGUUUGGCUCUAAUCUUUGA